This is a messenger RNA of Danio aesculapii, 5773 nucleotides long. RefSeq names its product insulin receptor substrate 1-B. Lineage: Eukaryota; Metazoa; Chordata; Actinopteri; Cypriniformes; Danionidae. The coding region runs from base 326 to 4063 and encodes 1245 amino acids. Gene Ontology annotation, biological process: insulin receptor signaling pathway. Gene Ontology annotation, cellular component: plasma membrane; cytosol. The transcript has 3 exons. Gene Ontology annotation, molecular function: insulin receptor binding; phosphatidylinositol 3-kinase binding. The record is from RefSeq and is a predicted model, not a curated record.
AGUGAGGGCUGCUCUGGAGAGGAGGGGUGCCGGGAUCUGUCUGUCUUGUCUGUCUGCUGUACGCUACACUAAUGAGAUUAAUCAACUCUUAAAGCUGCUUCUAAAUAGUAGUAGUUGCGUCGCUUCUCGCACGCCGCUCCGCAUGUGCUCUCCUGCUCACUCGUUCAGCUCCAGCACAACCGCAGAGCUCAGUGACAUUAUUUUUGGGAAAGAAACUGCUUGUUGGAGCCUCUCUCGCCCUUAGCGCACAUGACUUUUCUGAAGCAACGGAUUGUGCAUUUGUUGUCGUUCGCUACUUUUAGGGCUGAACUUUGAUAGAGACAGCAUGGAGAACCACAUGGAGCCGCAGAACAGCACGGAGGACGUCCGCAGGAGCGGCUAUCUCCGCAAGCAGAAGUCCAUGCACCGGCGCUACUUCGUGCUGCGGGCUGCUUCAGAGCGCGGCCCGGCCCGACUCGAAUACUACGAGAGUGAGAAGAAAUUUCGUGGUAAAGCGCCCGUGCCCAAAAAGGCUCUGGCGCUGGAGACGUGCUUCAACAUAAACAAACGGGCCGACUCGAAGAAUAAACACAUGAUAGUGCUCUACACGCGGGCGGAGAGUUUCGUGGUGGCGGCCGAGAACGAGGCGGACCAGGAGGAAUGGUACCAGGCGAUGGUGGAGCUUCAGUGCAAGAGUAAAGCACUGUGUGACAGUGCGAAUGGGGGAGACUAUGGAGUACCAUCCCCUGGUCCUGCCUUCAAGGAGGUCUGGCAAGUGAAAGUUUGGCCUAAAGGUCUAGGCCAAGCCAAGAACCUGGUGGGCGUCUACAGACUCUGCCUAACUGAGAAGACUGUCAACUUUGUCAAGCUGAACUCAGAUGCAGCUGCUGUUGUGCUCCAACUGAUGAAUGUGAGGCGUUGUGGUCAUUCUGAAAACUUUUUCUUUGUGGAGGUAGGCCGUUCUGCAGUAACUGGCCCUGGAGAGUUUUGGAUGCAAGUGGAUGAUUCAGUGGUAGCACAGAAUAUGCAUGAGACUUUGCUGGAAGCGAUGAAGGCCCUGAGUGAGGAGUUUCGCCAACGUAGCAAGUCACAGUCAACUGCUGCGGGAGCAGGAGGUGGCACUACUGCAUCAAAUCCCAUCAGUGUUCCGUCUCGACGCCAUCACCCGAAUCCUCCACCCAGCCAGGUUGGAUUCACAAGACGUCCACGUACUGAACCACCUGGGUCUACUGGAGGGUGUAAUAAUAAUUCCCCAACUUCUCGUCACAGCUUUCCCCGUACUCGAACAUCUAGCGAUGGUGCAAAAGUUGAUGAUGGAGCAUGUGCAACAACUGGAGGAAUUAUGCCAUGCUCAAGUCCCACAACCAAUGGUUCAAUUUCAAAUACCCCAAUACUGAGAUCAACAUCUGUCCGUGCUUCAACUCCAGUUAAAGCACAGCAUGCGCUAAUGAGAUCCACCUCAACCCCAGCUCCUUCAGCUGCACCAAGUAUGCCCUCUGGCUCAGUCCAUGGAUCUGAGUUUUGUGCAACUGGAACCGGUACAGGCAACAGUGGUGGGGGAGCUAAUGGUAGCAUGUACAGUCGAAUACCUCUCCGACAGCCCUCUGUCUCUGGUUCUCUUAGUGACUACGGAUCCUCGGAUGAAUAUGGCUCCAGCCCUGGUGAGCAUUCUCUGCUAACCUCAACAAUGCAGGCUGGGUUUACUGCUAGUUCAGGUAGCAAUUCUCUUGGGGAUGAGGCAUCCAACUAUAUUCUCAUGAGUCAGAGGGGAUCAUCAAAAUCUCAACCAAGCCAAAAUGCUUUGCCACAGACCAGGAGGGUUUUGAGGCGCUCUUCUAGCAGAGAAUGCGAAGCAGAGCGCAGGAUAAUGAGCAAGAGGGCUUCCCUCCCACCCAUGGCCUUAGAGAGACUUGCACCUCUUCGUCGAACUGGGGAAGAUGCUGUUGAAGAGGAUGACUAUGCAAUUAUGACCCAAACCAGCAGCCGAGAAUCCUUUGUAUCAAGGCAGGAUUCAGGACAGUCAACAAGUGGAACAGGAUACUUGGAUGUAGCUGCAGAGAUCAAAGGUGAUGGUGGUAGCAUUGACACAGGAAUUACUGCUGUUAUUGGAGGAGCUAAAGGAGCAGUAGAUAACGGCUACAUGUCCAUGUUACCUGGAGUUACUGCUCCCCCAGUAUCCCUUUCUCAUUCCCUGUCAGUAACAGUUUCAGAUUCAGACUCAAAAUCUGCUGAUGAUUAUAUGGCCAUGACCCCCAAUAACAGCAUUUCACCUCCACGGCAGAUUCGUCCACCUUCUGGCACAGAUGGCUACAUGAUGAUGUCUCCCAACAGUAGCUGUUCACCAGACCAGCGAGGGGUCCCUACUGCCUGGGUUGGCAGUAGCAGUGCUGACAGUCGAACUGGCAGUGACUACAUGAAUAUGUCACCUAUAAGUGCUCGCUCUGCCAAUAGUACCCCACCACCACCUGAGCCCCACACUCCAUCUGACCAGCAUUCUCAUCAGCCUCAACCCAAAAUGGUAUAUUCUUACUAUUCUUUACCACGCUCCUACAAACAUAAUACUUCAACACACUUUGAGGAAGGGCCAGGAAGAGGGAAGCAUUUGGUUAAUGGGGGUAAAGGCAUUGGAGGAGGUAGGGGACUUUGUAAUAGCAAGUCUAAGCAUCAGGAACCCCUUGUUGGUCGACAUCUGUCGCUUUCAUCAUCCUCAUAUUCCUCCAGUUCUGCUAGCAGUGAGAGCUUGGGUGAAGGUGAAGAAAAGGCCAUUAAAGGGACAGGAGGAGCAGCAGGUGUUACUGCAAAGGAUAUUGAGCGAGGAUCUUUGCAGCAAAGACAAGUGUCUGGAAGGGCAAAGCAAGGUCAUUCUGGUCACAGAGGUCGGCCCCUAAGUUUAUUUGUAGAUGUCAAUAAAGCCAACACAUUACCCAGAGUCCGUGAGACACCUCUACUUCCUGAGCCUAAGAGCCCUGGGGAGUAUGUCAGCAUUGAGUUCAAAGGUGAGCGAAACCAAAAGGCAGGAGGUAAUGGAACCAGUGGAUUUCGGCAAGAUGCUUCUCUUCCACCCAGUUCUCACCGCCACUUACCUAGGCCAACCUCUUGUGUUGCCGGGUUCUUACAAUUCCCACAAAGCUCCUCCACCCCAAUUCCUCCAUCAACUGCCUCUGAGUAUGUCAAUAUGGAGCUAGGAGUCUCACUAUCUCCCUCGCCUAUCUCUCUUACACCGCUUGGGUUUCCUUCAUUCCCUACCCCUCCGGUCACGCCUGCAGCAGCUCCUAAAGCUCAUGAUGAGCACAGAUCAACAGUUCUAAAUGACAAUGAUGCAGAGAGGGAGAUGGGACAAAGAAAAAGCAGGCAGGGAUCAGUACCACAGUCAGGAGACUCACCCACAGCCUGUGGUGACUACACAAAGAUGGCCUUUAGCUUGAACUCAGGCAGCACGUUGAGUUCUACAUCACCAAAAUCCCCUUUGCUAGACCAGCCUGAGUCAGUAGUUCCAGCCCUAGGUUUGGGACUGGGACUAGACUUUCCACUUGCAAAAAUCCCAAACCCUGAUCAUGGGGCUAAAGUUAUCAGAGCAGAUCCACAAGGUCGUCGACGCCACUGUUCUGAAACGUUUCAAGCUCCUUCCUCACUUCUAGCUUGCCCUUCAACAUCAUCUUCCUCUGCAUUUCCUGAUCACACUCAAGUCAUUUCCCGUCGGCUUGGUUUAGAUGGUAUGCUUUGGGGGAACAGUAGCUCAGCAGAUAUCUCAUCUCAGUACAUUAAUCCUGGACUAUCUAGUCUAUCUGUUUCACAGACGUCAUCUAUGGAGCAGGGACUCAAUUACAUAGACUUGGACCUGGCUAACAAGGAAAGUUCACAUGCUGCUACAGAUGGACAAGCAGCUGUGCACACACCUGCAUCCCGUAUCUUUUCCUCUGUGCUAGGUGUUGGAGGAGCAGCAGGGGGCUUAGGAACUGGAGGUUCAGGCAGUAAUGCUUCAAAUCUCAACAUGUAUGCUAGCAUUGACUUCUACAAGUCAGAAGAGCUACGGACACACCAAGGUAGCAGCAGCAGCAGCAGAAAAGAUGGUACAGAGUGUUGAAACCUCAGCAGUGUGGGAUUCUGGGAAAUAUACUGCCUGCGGUCUCCCGAUCAGCUGAAAGCCAGAGGAGAACGAGUGCGGUGUGACCCCAAAAGCACUUUCAGAAGACUCUCUGCAACAAGUGCAGCCGCCUGUGCUGUCCAGACUCUCCACAGACCAGCACAACAGCCAAUCAGAGAGGAGAAUCAAGACACCGCAGCCAAUGACAGUGACCUCUGAGCUUCAGCAGAAACUUGAACAGUAUUUACAAUCCUUCACAAUCAUUGAACGUGUUAUGUAUAUACAAAAAGUGCCUCUUGUUUUUGAUUGUCGCUUUCUGAAGACUUUCAAGUUUUCAAGUUCUGAAUAAUUGCUUGAAGAGUAAGAUUGUUAUUCUUUUACUUUCUGUAAAAACUGAACUGAUAAGGAAGGUACAUUGGGUUAUUGGAGGGUCUACAUAAACCAAAACAAUUAUAAACAUAUAUGAAAGUUUCCCUCACAUGUCCUUUCACUUUGCAGUGUUUACAUAAAAAGGAAUUUAAUUUAAGAAUGUAGAAAAAACGAUGGUGCCAUUCAAUAUGGAAACAAAAUUAUCACUUGGAAAUUCACUUUUACAAUGUGUUUUAAGGCAGAAUGGUGGCUCAAUGGUUAGCACUUACAGCAAGGAGGUCUCUGGUUCAAGCCCUAGGCCAGUUGGUAUUUCUGUGUGGAGUUUGAAUGUUCUUACCAUGUUGGUGUGGGUUUCCUCCGGGUGCUCCGGUUUCCUCCACAGUCCAAAGACAUGCACUAUAGGUGAAUUGGGUAAACUAAACUCUGUAGUGUAUAAGAGUGUGCGUGAAAAUGCGAGAGUGCAUGGGUGUUUCCCACUAUUGGGUUGUGGCUGGAAGGGCAUCCGCUAUGUAAAACAUAUGCUGGAAUAGUUGGUGGUUCAUUCCGCUGUUGCAAUCUCUGAAAUGGAGACUAAGCCGAAGAAAAAUGAACAAAUGUGUUUUGAGUAAAACACAAAAUGUACAGUAAAAUAGUUUCGUUCUGCAAACUACUGAAGACAUUUGUCCUAAAUUUAAAAUCAAAGUGUUUUAUUUUUAAAUAAGAUGCCAUGUGUCCAAUUCCAGACCUUUUUUUUCAUUUUAAGAAAACACAAUGCCAAUGUUUCAACUUCUGAGUUCAACACUUCACGGAUUAACCCUUAAUCUCAAGACCCGAAAAGAGAAGAGAAAGCUUAUUCUUUUACUUUCUGUAAAAUAAACUUAGCUGAUAAAGAAGGUGGUAAAAGCAGCAGAGGGAGCGCUAAUAGCAUUCAGUAGCAUCACUGACUAGUUGAUCGCCCUCCCUGAUCUUUAUUUCUUUCACCUUAUGUGUGCUCUGUUGAAGCCAUGCAUUAAGACUGAAGUGCCUGUCUGUUUUCCGCUUCUUCUCCUCCUCCUCCUCCUCCUCCUGCUCGUCCUGAAAGGAACCGGUAGCAGACGUUUGGCUGGAUGUCACUGAGCGUCUAUUUAUACUCUGAGCGUUUGUGUUUGUAUGAGGGUGUUCUGCGGUAGAUUCACCUCCACUAGCACGCAAUGAUGCUAAAGCUGACCCAAUGCACACUGGACUGAACCAAUGACAGUCUGGAGUGGGGGAGGGAGGGUUUGAAGUAUGUAAUUUGGGAAUCGUCCUCGCGUACUGUAUCGCAGUGACAUCUUUUUGCUGGCCAACAGUGCUAAAAUAAAAACAGGAGUGUUUAAUACAUGA